This is a messenger RNA of Pungitius pungitius (ninespine stickleback), 11329 nucleotides long. RefSeq names its product zinc finger protein 462 (gene znf462). Bases 234 to 7871 code for a protein of 2545 amino acids. The record is from RefSeq and is a predicted model, not a curated record. Gene Ontology annotation, cellular component: nucleus. Gene Ontology annotation, biological process: positive regulation of transcription by RNA polymerase II. The transcript is spliced from 13 exons. Lineage: Eukaryota; Metazoa; Chordata; Actinopteri; Perciformes; Gasterosteidae.
GGGAAUCCAGUGAAUUCUUUGGAGACGCCCGUUCCUUGGGCAGUGUGGUGCCAUCGCACAAGGCCUUCAUUGAGCAGGAACAGGAGUGGUCUUGUAGGAAGGGAUCCACGCUGGCUCGGGCCUUACGAAGCCUCAGAGCUGUCCGAGGAGGACCAUUAAAUAUUCAGCAGCUCGGAAAAAGGAGGUCUCGGUGGUUUCCCUGAUUUUCCAGGGAGCGCUCCCUUUUUUCAGUGAUGGAGGUAUUGCAGUGUGACAGCUGUGACUUCCGCGCCGAGUCAUAUGAUGACUUAAAGACCCACAUUCAGGAAGUGCACACGGUGUUCCUGCAGCCUGCAGAUGCAGAUGAGUCCGACUCGCUGAAAGACGAGGACGAAGAUGAGGAGGGAGCGGAGGAAUAUGACGGCAUGGGUGACCGGGAUUAUUCGACUCCUAAAGCUGGAAUGAGCCCCAAUACUACUGACAAUUCCAACCAAACCCCACAAAGGCAGACCGCCGAAACCCGCCUGCCGUUUUACCAGUGCAAGUUCUGUGUCCGUUACUUCAGAUCCAAGUCCUUCUUAAGAAACCACACCAAAAAGGUGCAUAACGACGCCGAGGUGGACUCCGAUGCGAGCGUCUCCUCGCAGAGCACCGAGCAGCCCAGCUACACCGUCAUCACGCGCGGCGACCAUUCGAAAGUGUUCUCCUGUCAGUACUGCGCGUACCAGUCUCCGCGCAGAGCGAGGAUAAUGAAACACCAGCUCAUGUAUCACAGCAAGGUUACGCCGGAGAACGGCGAAGAGCCUCCGGCGCGCGACGAGACCGGCGAGGAGUCGGCCGGCGAGGAGUCGGCCGGCGAGGAGUCGGCCUUCGCCGGCGGCCUCCUGAAGGGGACGUUUGCCUGCGAGUGGUGCGACUAUCAGACCGACCAGAAGGACAGCUGGACCGGUCACGUGCUGAAGGAGCACAGCGACAAGGUCAAGAUUGUUUCCUGCGUCGAGGAGCUGGCAGGAGAGGAGAGCGCGAGCUCCCCCGCACCCGACUCCCCCUCCGCUCCCCGAAGCCAGACCAGCUUGAAGGGGGGUUUCCCUGAGGUUCAAGGAAAGGAGAAGCCAGGAGGAAAAACGGUAGAAAAGCUGUCUGAGGAGACGGUGGCGGAGCUCUCGUCCUUUCAGUAUGCGGACAUUAGCGCAGCAACACCCAACAGCACAGGCUCCUCCAUCCUGUCCAAGAGGUUCACGCAGGCCGACGUCUCCAACAGCGUCGUCGAGACGGACGCCGACUUGCUCAAUGAAGAAGACUCUAAGAGCAGCUUGGAGAACGAUGACGACGACGAAGAGGAUUUGGGUGACAUAGACGAUCCCAGCUAUACUGGGACCCUGUCCGCAGACGCCAAGCAGCUGUUGACCGACGAGGACAAUAAGCUACUGGAGACUAAAGGAAUCCCGUUUCGAAAGUACAUGAACCGUUUUCAGUGCCCGUUCUGCUCCUUCCUCACCAUGCACAGGCGAAGCAUCUCCCGGCACAUCGAAAACAUUCACCUUUCUGGUAAAACCACCGUGUACAAAUGUGACGAAUGCCCAUUUAUUUGCACCAGCCCUCUUAAACUAGGCACGCACAAACAGAGCCACUCGUCCUCCGAUCUGGACUCCAUGGACCUGACGAGUGACAGUCAGGAGACUCUCAACGACAUCGCCACCGAGCCCGUCAACGGGGGCAGCGCGAGCGUCAAGGUCAACGGGAAGAAGACGAGCGGCGAGCUGAACGAGCAGCCGAACCCUCACCGCUGCACCCUGUGCAGCUUCUCCACCGCCACUCUGAAGGGUCUGAGGGUCCACCAGCAGCACAAGCAUUCCUACUGCGAUGACCUCGACCCCGCUGCCUUUGAGAGCCAGCUGAGCAAGCAGCCGGACUCCGAAGUGGACGCGUCUCCGAUCUUUCUGCAAAAAACCCAGACCUCGAUUUUGGGACUCGCCACCAAGAAACCCUUGGUGACGGGCAAAAGAGCCAGAAAGUCCAUCAACGACUUGCCGUUGGAUCUGUCCUCGGUUAAGAAGAGGACUAGAAUUGACGAAAUUGCCAGUAACCUUCAAAGUAAGAUCAGCCAAAGCCAACAGGACAUGAUCAUAAACCUGGACGACCUGGAUGACGUGGAUGGAGAAAAUCACACCGGUGCUGAUGGAGAGGGUAGAAACCACGUAAACCCCGUCUUCACCUACAACACGCAGCACCUUCACGCAGGCGAUUCGACAAUCGUUCACGACGGGGGCCGGGUAGGCAAAAGAAAGAGCAACCCCAAGUCGAAACCCAGGAGCAUUCCCAUAUCGCUGACUCUCUCGGACGACAGUGAAAACAUCUCCGCCGACGCCGGGGACGGCGCCACCCAGGAGAGCGCUGACUAUUCAGAGGACCCGGGAACCGCGCGUUUCUACUGCAAACACUGCGAUUACCACAACAAGUCGGCGCGCAGCGUCAGCACGCAUUACCAGAGGAUGCACCCGUACAUCAAGUUCAGCUUCAAGUACAUCCUGGACCCCGAGGACCAGAGUGCGGUCUUCCGCUGCUUAGAGUGUUUCAUUGAAUACACCAAUUACAAUGAUUUGCAUCAACACUACAUGGAUCACCACCCCGAGGCGAGCAAUGUGCUCAACUUCAACCAACCAAAUCUGGUGUACAUGUGCCGCUUUUGUUCAUACACGAGCCCCAACGUCAGGAGCCUGAUGCCCCAUUACCAAAGAAUGCACCCGACGGUCAAAAUCAACAACGCAAUGAUCUUCUCCAGCUACGUGGUGGAGCAGCCCCACAAGACGGGUGAGUCCCAGACCCUGAGGGAGAUAUUAAACUCCGGCCCGAAGAAUUUGAAUUCACCGGCGUCGACCCCGAGGUCCUCCACCAGCCCGGUGCCCAAAUCGGCCUCCAAAACCCCCGAAGCCGGCGCCGAGGCGGACCCUCUCAAAGAAUCCUUGGAUGGCAACGUGGUCGUGUACGAUUGUGACGUGUGUUCCUUCGGUAGCCCCAACAUGCACUCGGUGUUGGUCCAUUACCAGAAGAAGCAUCCCGAGCAAAAGGCGUCUUACUUCCGCAUACAGAAGACCAUGAAGGUCAUCUCGGUGGAUCAGUCGCAGCCUGUCGCGAACUCCUCCUAUAACCUCAACGCGGCCACGCCGCCGAAACAACCCGGCGCCGCGCUGUACGGGUCGGAUGAAGAGAUGUACUACUGCAAACACUGCGUCUACAGCAACAGAUCUGUCGUCGGCGUGCUGGUGCACUACCAGAAGAGGCACCCGGAGGUGAAGGUGACGGCGAAAUACAUCAAACACGGCGCUCCCACCCCCGGUUUGAUGAAGCUAAUGGACGAACUGCAGAUCGCGACUCCCAAGCAGUUCCUGAAGCAGUUCCAAAACAACGGUCACGACGGCUCCAACAACUCGAGCCCCAAGCCCGGAGGCGGCGAGAAAGGGGAGGACGAGCUGUUCUUUUGUCAGCACUGUGACUACGGCAACCGCACCGUGAAAGGAGUGCUAAUCCACUACCAGAAGAAGCACAGGGAGACCAAGGCCAACGCCGACCUGGUGCGUCGCCACACCGCCGUCGUCCGCAGUCAGCGGGAGCGCGCGCAGAUGGUCCAGUCGAGCAGCGUCUCGUCCGCCUCCGUCCCGGCCGCGCCGGACCCCGAGGGCACGGCCACGCCGCCGCCGCUGCGCUCGCUGAAGUGCAGGCACUGCUCGUACGCGUCGCCCUACGUCUAUGCCCUGAAGAAGCACCUGAAGAAGGAGCACCCCACCGUGAAGGCCACGGCCAUGACCAUCCUACACUGGGCUUUCCAAGACGGCAUUCUGGAGGCCGGCUACCACUGCGAGUGGUGCAUUUACUCCCACGCCGAACCGCAGGGCCUGCUGCUCCACUACCAAAGACGCCAUCCCGAGCACAACGUGGAUUACACCUACAUGGCCAGCAAGCUGUGGGCCGGACCGGAGACCACUCAGCAAGGCGGCAAUAUGGAAACUAAGCAUUACAAAUGCAGAGACUGUGCCUUCGAGGCCUGCACGAUAUGGGACAUCACCAGUCACUACCAGGUGGUGCACCCGUGGGCCAUUAAGAGCGAUGAAUCGGUGCUUUUGGAUAUCAUCAAAGGAAACGGGCCCGCCGAAGACAUGCAACAGGGGGUCGCCAAGGAACACAUGCCUUUCAAUUGCCAAUCGGUCGACGACGAUUUGACGCCGGUCGUGGCCACCGCGCCUCAGGAAAGCCCCCACCCGCCCCACCCGCGUCUGUCCAUCUCAAACAAUCCCUAUCAGUGCACUGUGUGUCUGUCAGAGUACAACAGUCUCCACGGUCUCCUCACUCACUACGGAAAGAAGCACCCGGGGAUGAAGGUCAAAGCUGCAGAUUUUGCACAGGAGGCGGACAUCAACCCCAGCUCCGUGUAUAAAUGCCGCCACUGUCCGUACGUAAACUCCAGAAUCCACGGGGUCCUCACUCACUAUCAGAAGAGACACCCGUUGGUCAAGGUCACCGCGGAGGACUUUGCGGAUGACAUCGAGCAGAUCGGGGACUCGAAUGAAGGAGAGGACAAGUGCAAGACUCAAAGGCAAGGCUACGGAGCAUACAGGUGCAAAAUCUGCCCCUACACGCACGGGACGCUCGAGAAACUCAAAAUCCACUACGAGAAAUACCACAAUCAGUCGGCCUCCGAAAUGUUCGCCCCCUCACUGACCUAUUUCUCUCCCGGGAGAGAAACCGAGCCCGUGGCGGAAUGCAGCGCCGGUAACGCGUCAAGCGCGGCGAAGGUCCAGGAGGUCGGUGAGUUGGACCUUGCCCUCUCCCAGUUACCCAUCAAUAAGCCCGAGAAACACGCCAUAUUCAAGUGCCAGCUCUGCAAGUACUUCUGCUCCACCCGGAAAGGCAUCGCCCGCCACUACCGCAUCAAGCACAACAACGUCCGCGCUCAGCCGGAGGGUAAAAACAACGUCUUCAAGUGCGCUCUGUGCUCAUACACCAACCCCAUACGCAAAGGCCUGGCGGCGCACUACCAGAAGCGGCACGACAUCGACGCCUAUUACACCCACUGUCUGGCUGCUUCCAAGACUCUGACCGAAAUGCCCGACAAAGUGAUGGCGCCCCCGCCGGCGGCGCCGUCGUCGUCGUCGGAGGGGGACAAUUCGGAAAUGAGCGAAGACCUGCGCCUGGCUGUGGAGAGACGGCGGUGCUCUCUCUGUGCCUUCCAGGCCUUCAGCAGGAAGAGCAUUGUCUCGCACUACAUCAAACGUCACCCAGGUGUCUUCCCCAAGAAGCAGCACGCCAGCAAGCUCGGGCGCUACUUCACCGUCGUCUAUGCCAAAGAACCCGAGAGGAUUGGCGCCAGCGCGACCGCGGAGGACGACAAGGAAGCGCUGGAGGUCCAGCUUGAGCCCGGGCCGGACGGAGCGGUCGAAUGGCUGCCGUUCAAGUGUCUGAAAUGCCUCCAGUCGUCCUUCGGCGCGGGCGAGCUGCUCUCUAUGCACUACAACGAUCACCACGGCAACGACCUGAAGAGGGACUUCGUGGUGUCGCCCGGGCCUGAGGACGAGGAGUCCGAGUUGUACAAGUGUGCGCACUGUGAACUGAAGUUCCUGGCUCUGCCGGUUCUGGCCAAACACCUGCUCAACCACAAUGAGGAGUUUCAGAAGAGGGCCAUGAGGCAGGAGAGGAGGAGGCUGGUGCUCAGCAAGCAGAAAGCCGCAGAACUUCCCGAGACCAAACAUGAGAAGGAACACCUGUUAAAUAACGCCCCCAUAGGAUUCAGGUGUAACUUCUGCAUAGAGAUGCACCCCACCCUGCGUGCCAUCUGCAACCACCUUAGGAAGCACGUGCAGUACGGAGAGGUCAAGGAGGGACACGUCAAGCAGGAAGUCAGCGAAGUCCCCCUGACCCCGUCUUCAGAGACCCUGACCAAUGGGGACCUCGAGGUGGACGAAUCAGCCGACACCGACGGCCCGGAGGGACCCGCGGCGGCGAUGGCGGGUCCACCCUCGGUCGCCGCGGCUUCGGCUGGCGGCGAUGUUGCCCCCGUCCCGAAUGCCAUCGAGGGGAGGGCGGCGGCGCUCGUGGCGGCGGCAAGGGCCGUGGUGUCUGAGGGCGAGCUUAAGCCGCGCUUGGCAGCCGGGGGUCACCCGUGUGCCCAGUGCGACAGAGUCUUCAUGUCCAUGCAGGGACUGAGGUCCCACGAGAGGAGCCACUCGGCCAUGGCGCUGUUCACCCGAGAAGACAAAUACAGCUGCCAGUACUGCCAGUUCGUCUCACCCUUCAGACACAAUCUGGACAGACAUGUGCAGUCUCACCAUGGGCACCACAAGCCCUUCAAGUGCAAACUCUGCCCCUUUAAAUCUGCCUACGUGAGUCGCUUGAAGAGCCACCUGCAUAAGGCACACACAGGUGAGCAGCACACAUACCAGUGCUUGUCUUGCCCCUUCUCCUCUAUGACCAUCAGCCAGCUGAAGGAGCACUCUCUGAGAGACCACGGAGAGGCCCUGACCCUCCCCAAACUGCGGGCUGCUACCCAGGCUGCUCAUGGUGCCCUGAGGCCCCCGCGGCUGCCCAGCAACACAGAGCAGAACCCCUUGGCCCUGGAUGAUCCGUCAUACCUGGAGCCGGCGGACGUCCGUCAGCAGCUCAGUCAUUACCAGCUGGCCGCCCGCAGUCAAAUGUCUGCAGGCUCGACGGCGGCUGAUCACCGACCGGACGGCGUCCUCACCUGCGAGUUUUGCGAGUUCAGCUCCGGGUACAUGCAGAGCCUGCGUCGGCACUACAGGGACCGCCAUGGCGGCAAGAAGCUCUUCAAGUGCAAAGACUGUUCCUUUUUCACCUGCUACAAGAAUACCUUCACCAUGCAUGUGGAGGCCGGUCACAACAACAAUGCACCGGACAACCUCCCGAAAGACCUGCGCUGCCCUCUCUGCCUCUACCACACCAAACACAAGAGCAAUAUGAUCGACCACAUUGUCCUGCACAGAGAGGAGCGCGUGGCUCCGCUGGAGGUCAGCCGCUCCAAGCUGUCGCGCCACCUGCAGGGCCUCGUGUUCCGCUGCCACAAAUGCACCUUCACGUGCUCCAGUGACCAGGCGCUGCAGCUGCACCUGCAGAAGCACGCGGAGAUCAAACCCUACCAGUGCCAGCUCUGUUACUACGACAGCAGUCAACGGAGCCAGCUAGAGGAGCAUUUACGCCUUGAGCACAAGGUUAUGCGGAACUUCGAGCUGAUGGGCCGUGUCAACCUGGAGCAGCUGGAGAUGAUAAAAGAACGAGGGAGCAGCGCUGAAGAGGAGGAGGAGGAGGAGGAGGAGGAGGAAGAAAGAGAAAUGAUGGAGUUGGUCGGAGAUGAAAAAGAAGCGUCACAUGAGGACGAGGACGACGAAGGAAUGGAGAUUAUGGGAAACAUGGUGGAGGAGCAGAGGGAGACAGAUGAUGAAGAGAUAGAGGACCACUUUAAAGAGGAAGAGGAGGAGGAAGAAGAAGACGAUGACGAGGAAGUCUCGAGGCUGGAGGAGGAGAAGCCCGGCAUACGAGACGUCCUCGCAUCUCCCAGCCGCAGCAGCAGCAGCGGCAGCGGCAGCAACAACUCGGCACCCGGCAGUGCAGAGAAGCGCCUUCCCUGUGAGUUCUGUGGCCGCUGUUUCACCAACAGCCAGGAAUGGGAGCGCCACGUGCAGCGCCACGGCAUGAUGGUGAAUCACACCAACAUGGACUCCAGCACCUCCUCCGCAUUAGAGGCCUCGGCUUCAUCUUCCACCGGCUCCUGUGUGUUCAUGGACACGGGGUUGGACCCGUCCAGCAGCGGCAACGAGGAAGGGAACCCCGCAGAUCUCUCCCUGGGAAGUCCCAGCCAGUAUGUGGAAGGCCAAAAGCAAGCUUGACACCAAAAAAACAAAAACAAAAACGAUCAAGAGCUUGGUUGAAAGGGAUUGAGGCCCGUUGGGAUGACGUGCUAGAAACCGAUAACCGUGGGUAGGACCGGCACUGAGUUGAAUCGUAAAAGGAAACAAAAAUAUUUAAACCUGAAGAAGAAGAAGAAAAAAAAAAGUGACUUCUUAUGAGUUGGCGCAUUAUUAGAUUUUAGGUGUUAUAUAUUUAAGUAAUAGAUUGUGAUGCAUUAAACGGCUGAGCUCUUUAAAUGGGCAGUCCCCUAGGACAGAUCUUAAUAUAUUGGUAACCAAUAGUGAACAGAACUCUUUAUUGCUGACAUUCUGGUCAAAUCUACAGUGAAAGAUCCCACCUAGAUGAAACAAAGCUAUUUAUUGACAACGAUGUCCAAAAUGAUUAACAAAAUUUAGUAUUUUAUUAUUUGAAGCACCUUUUACACUCCCCCAGGGGUACUGUAAAUGUACCUAAAUUGAACAAACAUAAUAUGAAAACAUUUAAACCGUGUCCCACUGUAGAGCUACCUAUUCUUGUUUCUUGUUGAAAUGUGAGACUCUUUUUCAUCUUAGCCUUUGUGUUAAGUGUGUAGAAGUAUCCCUCGAGAAGGAAUCGCACCUUAUCCAUAGUAAAACCACAAAUCAUUGUUUUUCCUUUUUUUUUUUUCUUUUUUUUUUUUUUUGAAAUAGUGACAUUUUCCCCAAAUGUUUGUAGCAAAUUGCUAUAUUUUAGGUCCCUUAAGAUUAUACUGCGUAUAAGCCUUCAGCCUGUGGCACCCUUUUGCAUUUUGACUCUUGAUAUUUUACUGUCCAGUAAUUCACAUGAUGGAAAAAUGCAAAUAAUGGGAUUAGUUCAAAUCUCCCUUCCCCGGUAAACAAUGUUUGUAGUGUGGGUUAAACAAUAUCAACCUGUGCACUCUGAAGAUCAAAAUAACAACAAAGAAAUGUUAAAUGUGUCAUGACUGUAUUCACGUGAUGUAGGAUUCCGUUACACUCAGCAGAGAAAGAGUUACCCCGGAACAUAACUUAGAGGUUUUUUUACAACAGUGGCGUAAUAUUUGUCAUCGUCAUCAAUAGACCGAGAUCACACUUGUCUUUUCAGUGGGGAAAAAAAAAAAGUUUGAUGUGCCAGGAUCCAACUCUGCACGUCCAUCACAAUGACAACUAAAAACCACCUCGGCUGAGUGUUGAAGCCCGUGCAAAAGUGCCUUACAAAUCCAGUUAUCGCAAAUAGCUUCAAUUGCUUAUUUUCAUUGAGCUAAUUUGAGGCAGCCAUGCAAUCACCCCGGAUAUCUGAAAGUUAUUUUCCACAAUAAUAGCUGGCCUCAACAGCUCAUUUUACUACUAUCAAUUUGUUCCUCAGUGGCAAUUCUGACAGCCACAGUGCAAACGACACCAAAGAGGACGGGUGAUGGCCAGUCUUGAGGAAUCCUUUUUUUUUUUUUUCAUUUUUUGCUGAUUCAAUGGACGUGGGUGGGGAUUGAAUUUGUUUUUGCUCUCAGCAUUUAAGAAAAUUUAGAUUUUAGAUUUUUUUGUUAAAACUACUUUCUUCCAUGAAACUCUCCACUAAACUGGGUACGUUUGGAGUCAUGUUUGCUUGAUUGACAGAGGUCUCUGUCUUUCACAGUCAGCCCUGGUGAUGAUCUCAACUCCAUCCAGGUCCCUGCAUAUCACCCAAAUUCAGAUGUUUGCAACUGCAUACGACUGUCCCUUCAUGGGCGUGCGGCUUGAGCCGCAGACGCCACAGAUGUGCUUUUCCGCGGUCUGUGGUGCCGCUUUGCAGUGAUGGAAUGCACUGAAAAGACAAGUGUAACCCACGCAGAAAACCUUAAAAAUCCUUGGUUUCCACAUAAACUGAGGUUAUUUCCCACAACGAUUUUGAAAAAGUUUAAAAAUCCCCCAACGAAAGUCCUUUUAAAUUCUGUAUCGGCAGCACUGUGGUAGCUUGGAUAUGUGUGCUUCUUUUUAGAUGAAGUUGUUAUUGUUGAUACUGACAAAUGGCAGAGAUUGUAUUUGUUGAAAGUUGCUGCUUGAAUACCCUAAAGCCUUAUAAGACAAUAAAUAGCAAUUAAGUCAAAUGCAAGCCCAAUUCCAAUGAGACCAAUAAGCAACAUGAAACAAUCUGAAAUGAUAUGGCUGAUAUACAAUUUUUAAGCGGGCACAAUUAAUGUGAUUGUGCUCGUAGUACCAAAAUAUUUACCAAGACUGCUGUGUUUAUCUUGAUUUAUUGAACCUAUUGAAUCAGACAUUUGGGUUUGCGACCCAAGUGAACCACGUUUGCAGCCAUGUAUAGAAAACAAAACUACUCGUUAAGUGUUCUAACCGUGGUGUUUCUGAAAGGAUACUUUCACCCUUUUUCUUUUUGGUGUUUUUGUUUUUCAGAAGAAGAAGAAAAGACAAAUCUAAAGACGAUAGCUAACGCUUUGGGGCUUUUUGAGUCCCCAAUCCAAUAUUAUUACACUGUUGUUCAAUAUCUGGUUAUAAUGAGAAAUAUUUCCUUUUCUGUACUGUAUUGGGAAGGAGCACAUGGGAAGUGUGGUUGUACAAUAUUUAAACACAUGAAGGAAAAGUAUGCAUUUAUCUCCGAAUUAAUGGCCUGGGGUUUUAUUGUGAAGGAGGAAAACGUGUUAAUCCUUUAGGGGCAUUUGCCCAAACUACUUGAUCCUUUUUUCUGGGAUUGGCCAGUUGACUCAUAGAUCCUUCUGAGAUGUAGCUGACUCAUGUCCAGUCCAACAUCUGACACUCCAGUAUCUUCCAUCCAUGACCAGUAAAGACAUCAGCUGACUUGCUGCAAACAGGCCUUCCCUUACAUGUAGUCGAGAGGUGGGAAUGUAGCAGCCCCACUAUGCUCCUCAGUCCUUGUAAUACCUGGAAGAAGAGGAAAAAAAAAAAGAAAAACUGUUGCGUUGGUGCUGAAUCUUGAAGCCCUUUUUUUCUGUUUUUCAGGACCAGCCUGUAGCUUUUUGAAAGGUAAAACUGUUGUUGUAGAAAUGAGCUUUGUUAAGGCAGCUUGUUGCCCAGCUUGAAAGCCCAGCGGAAGCCACAUGAUGAAUUGGGACAAUCUGGGUAACUAAGCUGUCAACCCAAAAUUGUUUGUUGUUCUGUGAUCAUUUGAAUAGAAAAGGACUAUGAAUCCCUCACUGUGUUCAGUCUCUAGACUGUAAUGUUCCCAGUUUACCCAAAGUGAAGCCCCUGCUGACAACACACUGGAUACUUGUAUAUAUGUUUAGUUUGUUUCUGAAGAAUUUCUCUUUUCAGACUGUUGUCUCCAUAGUUUGACACUAGAAUCUCUCCUUCUUGCCUUUCUUCCCAUAUGAAUCUGAUUACCUGAUGGUGGGUUGUGAUGUUGCCUAGAAUGAUUGUUUACAAUUUUAUUCCAUUUAUCUCUGGAUACUCUGUAAAUAUUGUAAUUCAUUGUCUUUUUUUAACUUGAUAAUAAAGUUAUCAGAUAAAGGUUA